Molecule: messenger RNA, 8632 nt
Organism: Cydia pomonella (codling moth)
Lineage: Eukaryota; Metazoa; Arthropoda; Insecta; Lepidoptera; Tortricidae
Product: SET and MYND domain-containing protein 4-like
Exons: 18
Coding region: 899-3238 (779 amino acids)
Molecular function (GO): protein binding
Source: RefSeq, a predicted model, not a curated record
UAUAGUUCCGGUUACACUCUUUUUGUUUGCCGCGAUAUCUAUUGUCGAGUAGCAAUACUGAGAGUUCCGCUACUCGAUGCUUGAUGUCGGCUACGUAAAUAAUAUGCGUUUUGGUACCAAAACUGAUGUAUGGAGUGAGCACUCUAUGUACUUCUUAUUUCUCUAUGGUGGUACAUAUUGUGAAAUGUAGGUAGGUAAUGGGUACUUAAAUACUUACCUUAAUAAGCAACCGCGACUACACUUACCAACCGCAUACGCACAGUGAAUAGGCUUUUAAUUUAUAAUGUCUGAUGGUCAGCACAGCUUUUUACUUCUAGAUACGAGUGUAAUAAAUCCAUCCCUCUGUAAAAUCAUCUCCAUUCUUUUUCUGUAAAUAGGGUAUGUCGUAGGUAAUCCAUAUUGUGACAUCAGGAAAUUUAUGUAGCUUUUUUAACAAGGUACUUUGUGUGUUCGUGGUUUUCGCUUUGUUCAUAUUAUUAUACUCUUUGACAAAGAGCAUAUAAUCACUACGUUCUAUCUAUCGAUCCUCUGCAUUCGUGCGAUAGAGAGGUAGAUAGCAUAAUACUCAUUUUCUUAGGCCCUCUGUAUUCCAUGUCGAUGACCUUUACAUUGUAAGUGCACCGCACCUUGUGAGUAACGAAACGCAGUUGUGUCAAAUCAAUAAACCCGACCAAAAUAAGUAGGUAAGCUUUAACCUAAAAGUUUCCCAAUAAGCAACGCCUAUGCAAAUCGUUAGUGCUACACAGUAGAAAUCGACAAAUAAUAACACUUGAAUUAUUGAAUAUUUUCACUGUUAGCUUAAGAAUUGAAUAUAAAAUAUGCAAUACAAACCAACAAUAUAGUGAGAAAAUAGUGUUCGCUAAGUAUAGAUCCAGUUAUAGUGCCUAAUUUGUACAAAAUGAGUGGAACGAACAUUAUGGGAAUGCCGGAGGAUGUAUCGAAACAGUGGGAAAUCCUUCUGCUUCUGUUGUCUUCUGAAGAAAAGAAGAUAGACAGAACGUGCGACUGUGAAGUGGACACGAUGAACUACUUCUUGAAGAAUGAAGGAGUGAGAAAAAUUCUUCUCCACUGGCUGAGCCAAAUGCGUUCAAGCUACGCCCGUAAGACCAGCGACUCCGACACUGCCCUCAAAUGUGACUCCGUCUCCCUGCUGUGGCGACAGCGGGGCAAUGAGAAGUUCAGAGCCAGUCAGCUGCUGGACAGCUACGAGUGUUACAACAAGAGUGUGCUGUAUGCGACGCAGGAUGGAGAUAUGUUCCCUCUCGCUCUGGCUAAUAGGUCUGCCGCGCUGCUCAGGAUGAAGAGAUUUAAGGAAUGCCUCUCCGACAUAUCCCUAGCCCUGUCGCACGGGUACCCGCGCGAGCAGCGUCAUAAGCUGCUGCUCCGGCGCGCCGACUGCCACGCGGAGCUCCGGGCCCGGACUGAAGCCCUGGCGGCGCUGGAUGAAGCGAGGGCCCAUGCGGCGGAGCUAAGACUGUCUCCGGCGAGUACUGCGGAGUUCGAGCGGCUAGUAAAAAUAAUGGAAAACAAAAUGGCCGCCCAACAAGAAGCUGAAGUGAAGAAAGAGGAGCCUUUGCCCGAGCUGUACAUGGGCGAGAACCCCAACUUUGUGUCCGCGUCUAAUGCUAUAGAGUUAAGGCAAAACGAAACCGUAGGGCGGCACGUUGUGACGACCGCGCCAACACGUCGAGGCGACGCGCUGUUCUCGGAGGAGCCUUACGCGUGGGUGGCGCUGCCCUCGCCGGAGCCCGUCUGCGAGGGCUGCGGGGGCGCGGGCGCCAACCCUGUGCCGUGCGUCACAUGUUCCCGAGCUACAUACUGCUCAGUGGACUGCCGGGUCUCAGCGACCCACCACCGCUGGGAGUGCCCCGGGGCCACGUUCAAUCUCUACCCCACUAUUGGCAUCGCCCAUCUAGCCCUCAGAGUCCUCUUAGUAGGCGCGGAGGACGGCUUCCCCCCACUUCCCCCCUCAGAUAACCCCCGGACCGCUAUGGAGCUUUUUCAGGGCUAUGCUCACGUGAAAGUGCCGCUGUACGCGCGCCAGACGCAUCCCUUCCACAGGAUGUUUGGGCUGCUCAACAAUUUCGAUAAAAUGAACAACACAGACUACAUACAGUAUGCGCUGACCGCCACUAUGCUAACAUUAUAUUUGGAGAAUUACACGAAAUUCUUCAGUUACCUGCCUUCCAGGGUGCCUUACCCAUUGUCUCAAGGUCAACUGCGCCUGUUCGCAGCAGCCCUCCUCCUCCGGGCGAUGGGCCAGCUGGUCUGCAACGGGCACGCGACCCUCAGCCUGGCCACGGUGGACCACGAGGACGGACGGACAGUGAGCGAGCGAGAGGUCCGACGUGCGACAGCUAUAUACCCUUCGGCGGCCAUGAUGAAUCACUCGUGCGACCCUAACAUCAUUAACACAUUCUAUCGGAAUCGCCUGAUCGUAGUGUGUGCACGUGAACUGCCAGCGAAUACCGAGGUAUUCAACUGCUACGGGCCUGCGCGGUCCCGCGAGCCGGCCGCGCACCGCCGCGCUUCUCUACGAGCACAAUACAUGUUCACCUGCAACUGCGACGCGUGCACCGACCCCCAGGACGGGGUGUUGCUAUUCUCCGCAUACUUAUGCCAGUCGUGCAAAGGCCCAGUAAUAUGCGGUGGCAGUGCCAAGCGGGCCCAGUGCCAGCAAUGCCACGCGCCCUUCCAACUGCAAGGAGCCCUGGACACCUUGGAGCGAGCCAACGAGCUGCUAUUGCAAGCGGAACGCGCGCCAUCUGUAGAAGCUCGCAUUGAGCAUGCCCACGCCGCCUACAAGCUAAAACAACAAGUGCUACACCGCCACCACGCCUCGCUGCGCGCCGCCGCCGAUCGCCUAGCUAGACACUACGCCGACGCCGGUGAAUUCACGAAGAGCGUGGAGCUGAUCAAACAGAACAUUCAAAGCCACGAAUACCAGUUCGGGUCGUUUAGCGUCGAGGUGGCGCACGAGCUGAGGAAGCUGUCGGAUGUGAUGCUGGAGAGGAUCUACAACUCGCAGCAGAACCCCGACUACCGAGACUGGCUGCUAGAGACCCACAAGAUCCUCAACAAGGCCGUUCAGCUGACGUCCCUGAACUACGGCACCUGGGAGCCUCUUGUGGCGCGCCUGAAGGAACACGAGGCCUACGCGGCUGCGCUGCUCGCCGAGAGCCGCGCGCCUCCCGUACAAUCCGUACACCGCGAUCUGCAUUACAACCUUAAGAUAUAGCCCGCCUGUCGCCGAAUAACAGGGUGACGUCGUUGCAACCACAAAAUAUCGUAGUAACCAUAAAAAUUGCAACCCCAAAAUAUUCUGACUGCAACCCCAAAACGUUCUCAUCGCAACCCACAACAUAUUUUAAUACGAACCCAAAAUCAUUCUUAUGACAACCUAAAAAUAUUCUGACUGCAACACCCAACACAUUCUUAUUACAACCCCAUAUCAUUCAUAUGGUAACCCAAAAAUAUUCUCACUGCAACCCCCAACACGUUCUUAUUCCAACCCCAUAUCAUUCAUAUGGUAACCCAAAAAUAUUCUCACUGCAACCCCCAACACGUUCUUAUUCCAACCCCAUAUCAUUCUUAUGGUAACCCAAAAAUAUUCUCACUGCAACCCCCAACACGUUCUUAUUACAAUACCAAAAUAUUAUCAUAGUAACCCCAAAAAAUCUUAUUUCAGCCCAAAAAAUUCCACAAUUACACAAAACAUUUUAUUAAUUAUAACCUAUACAUUCAUAUAAAAGUACAGGCUGAACAUUAUUACAAUCCAAAAACAACUUGAAUAUUAAUAAUCUCUGUGAGGCGGGCGUUCUUAACAAACUAAUAUUUAAACACGAACCAACGUAUCAUACGAUUUUCAUAUCGACACGAUGUGAUAAACACAAAUUAUAAAUAAAAAAAUAGAAUAUAUAAAAAGGUCUACUCCCAUCUGUGCGCGCCGCCGACAAGUGGGACACACCUAUAAAAGCUAUGUGCCAAUCACAAAGAAAAAUGAUGAAUUAAAUGGAGUAAAAUUUUGUUUUCAUUAAUAUUUGGCACGGUCUUAUAGGAUACAUGACAAUACAAAAUAUAUAGUACAGUUUUGAAAAUGUUUACUAAUUAUUGUACUAAUUCGUGUAACAUGGAAAUUACUUUCUGUUUAAAUUUACCUAUUAAAUAUAGAUUUUAAACUUUCAAAAUGUCGGACUGUUUACGAAUAUUUUGUACUAUAUUUUUUUUUUUUUUUAUUAAGUAGAAAAUAAAUGUUUUCCGCCAAACAUUAUGUAUGGAAACAUAGUUUUAAAAAAUAUAUGUAAUAGUCCACCUCUUUAUUUCAUAUUUGUUUAUUGCAAAACUUAUACAAUAACACACACUUAACAAUGCCUGAUCAGUAAUAUAUGAUCACGCGCCAUGUUGCGGAAUUUCAUUGGAACUAAUUUUUUCAUACUAAACUAAACAGUCAUUCUAUAUGAGAAUAACAGCGCCCUCUUGACAACGAUCAUAUAUUUCUGGUCGGGCUUUAUCAUUCAAUAUCAUAAGCAAAAAUGAUUGUAACCUGUAGCCGUCCACCAUACAAGCAAAACUUGGUAGUCAAAUUUGAAUUUGAAAAUAGAAUUUAAUUUGUUUUGUUUAAAUAUCGAACGGAACAAAACAAAAACAACUGUUCCAUUUAAAAAUUAUUCAAAUUUCAUUGCAAGUAAUUUGUACUAGUAUUAGGAUUUUGAAACCCAAGAGGUUAAGUAAUUUAAUCUGUGUUAGUCACAUUUGGAAUUGAAAUAUUUUAUUCUACUGUAUUUUCUGCACAUCGAAUAAUUUAUGUGAUUUAGGAUUUCAUAUAUAAUUACGGUAACUUAAUUCUCAUCAGUAGCUGCCUUCCCGCUGAGGAGACAUGCAAUAGGGUUGUUUCCAAUUUUUUGAAACGCUUGUAUUACGUUCUAUAUUAACUAAAAGUUGCCCUAAAAUACAAAUUUUAUACUAAAAACGGCUUUAAAUAUGUUAAAUUAACAAAAUAUAUUUUGACAGAUGCUUUCGCGCCCAAAACGCUCUUUGAAAAUUGUGUGACCUCACAGUUUACGGUUUGACACAUAACUACAUACGCACGUAGAAGAUACGAACUGUCAACUGACAUUUGUCAUUUGUUGUUUAUCGCCUAACUGUCAACAGUGUCAAUCCGAGAGUUGUGACGUCAUCAGAAUCUUCAAAGUCGUUUCGAGUUUGGUCAUGUGACGUGCGCCACCAGAUAUUUUAAAUUCAAUAUUAACAAAAAUAUGGUCAUUACAGGUCCCCUAAAAGUAGUUUAACAUGUUCUUAUAAUCCAAAAGAAUUUAUUGGAAUAUAAUUCUGCCCUAAGAUUUGUAGAUGGAAACAACCCUAUUGGCCAGGAGCAUUGGUUCUCUUCGCCGCACCGCCGGAUUACAACUAAUAUAAAAAAAUAAAUUGAUUUUACUUCAGGCAAGCACCCAGAGAAUUUAAUUUUAACUACCUAUACAAUGUGAAAUGACACGUGUCAAAAGUAAAAAAAAAAAUAUUUUUUAAUUGCAAUUUAAAAUAAAAUAAAUCAAAAUAUACAUCGUGUCAUUCACGAAAACGUGUGUCAAGCGUUAUGUCAUGUUAUUACAGGUUAGAUUUGUUAAAAUGGUGCGUCAUCGUGGAUGACACGUAGCAUGGGUUGAUUCCCGCACGUCUCUCAACUUCACCCCAGUGGGAAGGUAGCGUUAUACCCAUAGAUCAGGUUAAUAAUUAGAGCAUAUGAGUCGACUCAUGAUCACAUAUUGGCGUUAGAGCGCAAGCAUUUCUUUCGGAUAUUAGGUCAUUACCUAUGAAAUUGGCGUUUUGUAUGGAGAACUUUAACGAAAUUCGAUUUUUCAUACAAUGAAUUUUGCGGAUUAUUUUGUGAUGGCAUUUUCAAACCAAACAAGUUUUGCCAGUAGUCUGAGUCAUUUUUAAGACACAUUUUCUAUCUCAUUUUUUUUUUUAAUCUGUCCCGUCAGAGAAAUAUAAGUCAUUUAAAUACUCGAGCCGUCAGCACAUGAAAAGAGCUGUUUUCAGGGCGGUAUUCUGAAUACAUAAAACAAUAAAGGUAGCAAAUAAUUGUAUGUAAAAUCGUUGUUAUGUAGCGCACUAAUGGAAUUAAAAAAUACUUCGAAGUUACUAUUAAAAUAAAUAAACUAUGACAUGACUAAUACUUAUGAACAAAAACGCCAAUUUCAUAGGUAAUGACCCAAUAUGUUGCACUUUUACUUAUAAGGGCUUAGAGUCAGACCAAGAUAAGUUAGCAGCGAUUUUUGACAGCCCAGACAGUGCAAGUUUAAAUGUUAAACUUAAUAAUAAAAUAAUAAUAAUUCAGCCUAUAUACGUCCCCCUGCUGGGCACAGGCCUCCUCUCAUGCGCGAGAGGGCUCGGGCUAUAGUCCCCACGCUAGCCCAAUGCGGAUUGGGGACUUCACAUACACCUUUGAAUUUCUUCGCAGAUGUAUGCAGAAAUGUUAAACUUAGGCUAUAAAAAUCGUUGCCAAUUUAAAUUGGUUUGACUUAUCCUGCCGUAGGGCCUUAUUAUCGUGGCCGACGUCGGCACCAACCUCGCGCCCGAGCAAGAACGUUUCCCGUUUCACGAAAUAUAUCAAUUUUUGACAUGGAAAAAUAAUUUCUGUCGAAAUGCAAAAAAUGUUUAAUGUAUCAAACAUUUUUGCAGUUGAACUAUUUUUAUUUAGGUACAUCAAGAAAUAUUGUAAACGAUGUGCUAAUGUGUCAUGGGUGUUUUCUAUGUAUUUAAGUAUUUAUAAAUAUUUAUAUAUUAUAUAUAUCGUUGUCCAAGUACCCUCAACAGAAGCCUUAUUGAGCUUACUGUGGUACUUAGUCAAUUUGUGUAAUAAUGUCCUAUAAUAUUUAUUUAGUUUAUUUAAUAUUUCGCGAAAACGAUCCUAUGGCCGAAUAUCGGGGCCGACGUCGCGGCCGAUCGUUAGCCGUCCGAAGGCAGGAUAAAUGUAAUACGCCCUUUAGAAAGCUAGCUACACACAUUUCAUACACAGUUCACACUUUUUCUAGAUUAAUGAAUCUAUGGAGAAUAAUAUAAUUAAGUCCAAUAAUCUCAAUGAGACGUUUUUGUACUGGGUUUAUUUUUAGAGUAAUAUCAAGUGCGCUCGAUUUUCAAUCGUACAAAAAGUUUAUCGCAAAUCAGGAUUACCAUCUAGGUUAGGAUUAAGUUAAAUGCUAGUAAAUAUUCGCAGGUCGAAAUAAAUAAGUGUUUAACUUAUGAAUCAAUUUUUUGUACGAAUGGAACACAAUUUCAGUUUCGUUUAAGUUAGGACUAAACAAUCAAAACACCAAAGUUGGCAAUAAUUUGGGAAUAACACUCAUUUUACGAAUUUUGAUGUUACAGUAAUUAGCUUUAACAUUUAUUUUAGUAGUGUUGGUAAAGACUCGAUUCUUAGUUUCUACUCGUGUCUACUCGUAUUUAUCUUUGACUCGAUUCUUUGUUUCUACUAGUGUCUACUCGUAUUUUUCUUUGACUCGAUUCUUAGUUUCUACUAGUGUCUACUCGUAUUUUUCUUUGACUCGAUUCUUUGUUUCUACUAGUGUCUACUCGUAUUUACCUUUGACUCGAUUCUUUGUUUCUACUAGUGUCUACUCAUAUUUAUCUUUGACUCGAUUCUUUGUUUCUACUAGUGUCUACUCGUAUUUUUCUUUGACUCGAUUCUUAGUUUCUACUAGUGUCUACUCGUAUUUAACUUUGACUCGAUUCUUUGUUUCUACUAGUGUCUACUCGUAUUUAUCUUUGACUCAAUUCUUUGUUUCUACUAAUAUUUAAAAGCUUUUAUUUAACUUGCCCUGUUAGUAUGUAUGGGACAAAUCUUGCAAGUUAAAUUUGACCCACUUCCCGGUUUCCGAUGAAGCUGAAAAUUUACAUACAUAUGUAAGUCGGGUGACAAUGCAAUAUUAUGGUACCGUCGAGCUGAUCUGAUGAUGGAGACAAGAGGUGGCCAUAGGAACUGUGUAAAACAACGCAACCUAAUGGUUUUUGGGGUUUUUUAAAUUGGUUCGUGCCUGUGGAAAGAAAAGUACAGUCAGCGAUAAAAGCUUGUACCAAAAUGAAUUUUUUGCCAAAAACUUAUUUUUACCGUAUGACCACCCAAAUAUAGUCCCAAAUGAACUCGAAUAUGUUCAUUUAGGCUGGACUAUUAUUUAAAUGUAGUAGUUCUAUGGCCGAAUAUGUUUACUCACACGAAUAAAAGACAAAGACGAAUAGAACAUUGGUAAUUGUAGGUACGUGGGCGAUACCGAAAGUACGUACAAAGAGCUACUUAAAUGUACUGUUAAAUAAAACAUUUACUGUUUGAAAAUAUAACUCUUUAUCAUUUUUUGAUUUACAAUGUAUUUAGGUGUGAUUUGUAUUUUAGGAAUGCUAGGAGUGUCAAAAUUGUGUGUUAUAACUCGAGAAUUUUUUUUAUUUUUAAGACUCGAGUCUUACCAACUCUAUUUCGGCAUAAUUCUCGACAAUCAACGUUUUAGAUAUUGUGAGUUUUACACGUAGAAUUGUAUAUACCUAGUAGGUGUUUUUGUAAUUAGUCAAAUAUUCAAAUAUAAGAAAGUGGUAUUGUAUCUAAUAUCGAUAUUGAAGUUUCCACAUUAAAGAUUAUUGCAGCAAU